GUGUCCGGACCCGCCUCCGACCCGAUUGUCACCGAGCCCGACCCGAAGUUCGACGAGCCGGACUCCAAGCUCCAGCCGCCGAGUGUGAUUAGCUGGGGGUUACUCUGGAGCCUUCUCCUGAAGCACAAGCUCAGACUGGCAAUUUCCACUUUUGCCCUCGUCGGCUGCAGCGCCUGCACUCUUUCAAUGCCGAUAUUUUCAGGACGGUUUUUCGAAGUUCUGAUAGGGAAGAGAACAGAGGCAUUGUGGACAUUGCUGAGUAAAGUCGGAGUUUUGUAUGCGUUGGAGCCGAUUUUAACUGUUGUUUUCGUUGUCAAUAUGAAUACUGUAUGGGAAAAGGUCAUGUCCACGCUUAGAGCUCAAAUUUUCGGCAGGGUUUUGAUUCAGAAGGUCGAGUUUUUUGAUCGUUACAAGGUUGGUGAACUGACGGGAUUGUUAACAUCUGAUUUGGGUUCUCUGAAAAAUGUUGUGAGUGAAAACAUUUCAAGGGACCGCGGAUUCAGGGCACUUACUGAGGUUACUGGGACAAUGUGCAUACUCUUUGUUUUGGCUCCCCAACUUGCACCGAUCCUUGGGGUUCUGAUGCUCACCGUUUCUGUUUUAGUUGCUUUGUACAAGAGAUCAACUGUACCUGUUUUCAAGGCGCAUGGAAUGGCUCAAGCAUUCAUAGCUGAUUGUGUGACAGAAACUUUUUCUGCAAUACGUACUGUAAGAUCCUUUGGUGGGGAAAAGCGCCAAAUGCUAAUGUUUGGUAAACAGGUGCUAGCUUACCAGAGCAGUGGAAUAAAGCUUGGGGUUUUCAAAUCCAUAAAUGAAUCGUUGACUAGAGUUGUUGUGUAUAUAUCUCUUUUGGCCUUAUAUGCUCUUGGAGGAAGCAAAGUGAAGGCGGGUGAACUCUCUGUUGGAACUGUGGCUUCUUUUAUUGGUUAUACUUUCACAUUAACAUUCGCGGUUCAAGGCCUGGUUAAUACAUUUGGAGAUCUUCGUGGAACUUUUGCUGCAGUGGAGAGGAUUAACUCUGUUUUAUCAGGGGUAGAAAUCGAUGAAGCCCUUGCUUAUGGCUUAGAAAAGGAAAUGCAACAAAAUAAAUUACUUGAUGAAAAUUACAGAUUGUUCCUCAUCGAUGGUUCCUAUGAGAAAAAUCAGUCUGUAAAUACGCAUUACAUGUCAGCUCUGAAAUCAGCUAGCAAUGUUGGACGCUUAGCUUGGUCUGGCGAUGUUUGUCUUGAAGAUGUGCAUUUCUCUUAUCCUUUGAGACCUGAUGUAGAAAUUCUGAAUGGUCUAAAUCUAACGCUAAAGUGUGGAACUGUAACUGCUCUAGUUGGUUCCAGCGGUGCUGGAAAAAGUACUGUUGUACAGCUAUUGGCACGUUUCUAUGAGCCAACUACAGGUCGUAUAACAGUUGGAGGAGAGGAUGUCCGGACAUUUGACAAGAGUGAAUGGGCACGAGUCGUGUCAAUAGUGAAUCAGGAACCCGUUCUUUUCUCGGUAUCAGUUGGUGAAAAUAUUGCAUAUGGGCUUCCAGAUGAUCAUGUAUCCAAGGAUGAUGUGAUAAAGGCUGCAAAAGCUGCAAAUGCUCAUGAAUUCAUAAUUUCACUUCCACAGGGUUAUGAUACACUAGUUGGUGAACGUGGAGGGCUACUUAGUGGUGGCCAGAGACAGAGAAUUGCUAUUGCAAGAGCACUGCUUAAGAAUUCCCCAAUCCUUAUACUUGAUGAGGCCACCAGUGCAUUGGAUGCAGUUAGUGAGCGCCUAGUCCAAGAUGCGUUGAAUCAUCUAAUGAAACGGCGGACAACGUUGGUGAUUGCUCACCGGUUAAGCACAGUCCAAAAUGCCCAUCAAAUUGCAUUGUGCUCCGAGGGUAAGAUAACUGAGCUUGGGACACACUCUGAACUAUUGGCCAAGAAAGGUCAAUAUGCUUCAUUGGUUGGCACUCAAAGACUUGCAUUUGAGUGAUACGACGUUGAAAAGGGAAUUACUGUAAAUUGUUUUCAUGAGCAGUUUUCUUACCCUGUAUGAAGCAGUCAAACUCAGCUACAUGUUAAUGUACAGU
Messenger RNA from Fragaria vesca subsp. vesca, 2053 nucleotides. RefSeq names its product ABC transporter B family member 28-like. NCBI's taxonomy places the organism in Eukaryota, Viridiplantae, Streptophyta, Magnoliopsida, Rosales, Rosaceae. The transcript has 16 exons. Gene Ontology annotation, molecular function: ATP binding; ABC-type oligopeptide transporter activity; ATP hydrolysis activity. The coding region runs from base 187 to 1956 and encodes 589 amino acids. Gene Ontology annotation, cellular component: membrane. The record is from RefSeq and is a predicted model, not a curated record. Gene Ontology annotation, biological process: transmembrane transport.